This is a messenger RNA of Aphanomyces invadans, 1523 nucleotides long. Its product is annotated as STE/STE20/YSK protein kinase, variant 4. The transcript has 7 exons. The record is from RefSeq and is a predicted model, not a curated record. Gene Ontology annotation, biological process: protein phosphorylation. Gene Ontology annotation, molecular function: protein kinase activity; ATP binding. Bases 360 to 1094 code for a protein of 244 amino acids. NCBI's taxonomy places the organism in Eukaryota, Oomycota, Saprolegniomycetes, Saprolegniales, Verrucalvaceae.
CGAAGUCUCAGCAUGCACUCAACGACAACGCCGCUGAUGGAGAGUUCCUUCGACAUCUUGACCAAGGUCGGCGACGGAGCGUUUGGAGAAGUGUUCAAAGGUAUAGAUCGUCGGACAAACGAGAUAUGCGCCAUCAAGAUUGUCGACCUCGACGCUGCUGAAGACGAAAUCGACGACAUCCAGAAAGAAAUCGCAGUGCUAUCCCAGUGCUCGUGCGCCCAACUGACGAAAUACAUGGGCUCUUUCAUCAUCGGUACAAAACUUUGGAUCAUCAUGGAGUACUUGGCUGGCGGGUCGGUGCUCGACUUGAUGGCCCCUGGGUACGCUUGGAACAUUUAUGAGUGACUUGUUCUCCCACCAUGCUUUUCAUUCUUCCACUUAGGCCGUUGAAUGAAGUGUACAUUGCUAUCAUUCUGCACGAGCUGCUCAAGGGCUUGGCAUAUUUGCAUUCAGAGAAAAAGAUUCACCGCGACGUCAAGGCGGCAAACAUUUUGCUCGCUAGUGAUGGCAGAGUAAAGCUGGCUGACUUUGGGGUGACGGGGCAGUUGACUGACACCAUGACGAAGCGAAACACGGUGGUGGGCACUCCGUUCUGGAUGGCGCCAGAAGUGAUUCAGCAAAACAACUACGACUUCAAGGCAGACAUUUGGUCGGUCGGCAUCACGGCAAUUGAAAUGGCGCUGGGCUCACCUCCUCAUGCAUCGCUGCACCCGAUGAAAGUUCUCUUCGUCAUUCCCAAGAACCCCCCACCGAAGCUCGAGGGCGACUUCAGUGAUAAAUUCAAAGACUUUGUAGCGUGCUGCCUGAUCAAAGACGCCACAGCUCGACCGACGGCGCUCGAGCUGCUUCAACAUCCCUUCAUUAACUCGAAAUCGGACAAAGACAUCUCGUAUCUCACGGAACUCAUUGAGCGAGCCCAAAUUCAAAACGGCGACGCUCCCGUGGAAGCUAACUGCAGCAGCACUAAAGUCAAAAUGAUAUCAUCUUCCUCCACGCAAGAAAUGGAUGAUGCGAACUCUGACUGGGACUUUGGCGCGACCGUGAGAAUGAACAAGGACAUGGUGUCGCCGGAAAAGUCGACGGCUCGGAGGUAGACACCACGCUGUUGUCAUUCCAGCGAGAGAUCGACCCAUCGCAUUUCGUAGCGUGUUUGAAGAUGAGGCUAAAUUUUCACCACCGCCACCGUCGGAAGCAUUGACCGCCGACUUUGGCGAGAGUCUGUUUGAAGAUGUGCUGAAGCCCGCCGUGUUUGACACUGUCCAAGAGGCUGACGACGGCGAAACGCAAGACCAAUUGCUUGAACUCUUGCACACGUUGGAGUCGCUGAGCUUUGACCAACCCCACGUCCUGGCCAAGGUCCUUCAGCGAAUAAAUGGCGCUUUGAUCACCCACCCCGACACCCGACUUCAACAAUUGCAUCACGAAUAAGAGAAAGCCGUCAAGCGUUGGGGUAUUACUUCCACAUCCUCUUCAACGGUGGCGACUGUUUAUUGCCGUUGGAAACUUGGUUGUCUUCUCGCGGG